CACAGGACAGGCGGGAGUGCGCAGUGUCGCGAACGCGCACUCACUCACCCACAGAGACAGACUGCGAUUGGAAGUGCGAGGCGGUCAGAUCGUGUGUUGUGUGUUGCUGCCGCGCAGUAUCUUUUCAGGCAAGUACCGAGGACUGCAAGGGAAAAGUUUAUUUCAAAGAGUCUCCAACUAAGGGGCAUGGCCGCUCCCAGAUCCCCCUGAACGCCAGUUGUGCAGACACAGCAAGAGAUGUAGAUCCACUUACAGUCUGUCUUCUGACUAACGCACGGAUAGAUUGCGCCAUGACGGAACGGGAUGGCCGCUGUGAUUUUUCCAUCGCCCCGGGGCAGGUAUAUAUUGAGGUGGAGUACGAUUAUGAGUACAAGGCGAAAGAUAGACUCAUCUCCAUACGGCAGGGCGAAUGCUACAUGUUGGUUCGCAAAACCAAUGAGGACUGGUGGCAAGUUCGUCGGGAGGAGGGCACCAAGGCGUUUUACGUCCCCGCUCAGUACGUCCGAGAGGUGCGGCGCGCCCUUAUGCCACCACCCAAACCUCGCGCAAAGCCCCCCAACGUUCUUGAAAUCGGCCAGUGCCGAUCGUCGAACGAAAAUCUCAACCAACGCGCUCCUACGGAAAGGUCCAGCUUCGGCAGGCCAUCUCCCUCGACGACGCCUUCCCCGUUACCAGGUCAACAGACCUCGCCUUUGUUGUUGCGGGACACCAAUCAGAACUCGGGGAUGAAGAGCGUUGUUGCCGAGCUCACUCUGCUUAACAACAACAACCAUCAUAACUAUCACCAUGGCAACCCCACACUUCCAGAAGGACGAGCGGAAUCCCCUCCACGAGAGCAUGGUUGCCAGGGGAAACUCCCAGGCGGGUUGUCGGUGGACACGGACGGAAGCGUGUCACCAGCAGAUGGGUUGGAGAAAAUGAGAAAUGACUCUGAAUCUGGAGAUGAGCUCAGCAGCAGCUCUACCGAACACAUACAGGGCAUAUCACCCACCGGACAGUGUCGACCCGAGUCCCCCGUUUAUACCAACCUCCAGGAGUUAAAGAUCUCUCAGUCGUCUCUCCCACCUGUUCCCUCUUCCUCCCCUCUUCAUAUCCUGGGCGACUGGGAAACGCACAAAGAUACGAGUGGAAGAAACUUCUACUACAACCGCAUGACUCAGGAAAGGACCUGGAAACCACCACGCUCACGAGACAACGGGGGCAGUCGUGGGGACACUGGAGGGAACACUGGAGACAUGGAGCAUUUGUCUUCUGAGGAGAUUUGUCCCAGCACACACUCCAGUCAGUCAGACAGUCAGUACGGAUCGCCCCCUAGAGGCUGGUCUGAGGAACUGGAUGAACAUGGCCACACACUCUAUGUGUCUGAAUACACCAAUGAGAAGUGGAUCAAGCAUGUGGACGAACAAGGCCGGCCAUAUUACUACAGUGCUGAUGGAUCCCGCUCAGAAUGGGAGUUACCAAAAUAUAAUCUCUCUCCUCCAAUCUCUGGAGAAGCUCCUAAGAGUCACAGUUUGGAAAGGAAGCAGCAGGAGCCCAUUGUGCUGACCAAGUGGAGACACAGCACCUAUGUGCUGGACAUCAGUGAGAAGCUGCCAUUCAAAAACAGAUGGUUCAGUGUGAGCCGCCUCCCCAGGGGCUUCGGCCUAUCACUGUACAGAGAACCCUCGGAAAAGUGUGGUGUUCUCAAUGUCACCAAGAUUACUGAACAUGGCAAGAAAGUCAGGAAGAAUUGGGCCUCCACCUGGACUGUCCUGCAGGGAUCCUCUUUACUUUUUGCAAAGGGUCAGGGCAGUGGCACCAGCUGGUUUGGAGGCAACCAGUCCAAACCAGAAUUCAUGGUGGACCUGCGAGGAGGUUCGGUCGAGUGGGCAUCCAAAGAAAAGUCCAGCAAGAAACAUGUCAUUGAGCUGAAGACACGAGUGGGCACAGAGCUGCUGAUCCAGUCUGAGAUUGACACUGUUAUUAAUGACUGGUUCAGAGCGCUUUCUGAGACCAUCAACACACAUGCUUGGGAGUCUGAUGAGGCCAUUGAGGAGGACAUGCCUGAGUCUCCUGGAACUGAGAAACACGACAGAGAGAAAGACCCCCGAGACUCAAAGAAAAACAGAGUAAAGAACUCCAGUUUGGAUUCGUCUGAGCAGAAGAAGACCAGAGUCAAACUGAAGAAGUUCCUCACACGGAGACCCACCUUACAGGCUGUCAGGGAUAAGGGCUACAUAAAAGAUCAGGUGUUUGGCUGCAGUUUGACUGCCCUGUGUCAGAGAGAAGGCACUUCCGUACCUAAUUUUGUCAAGAUGUGCAUUGAGCAUGUGGAGAAUACAGGCUUGAAUAUCGAUGGCUUGUACAGAGUCAGUGGAAACCUGGCUGUCAUACAGAAACUGCGCUUUGCGGUCAAUCACGAUGAAAAGGUGAAUCUGGAAGACAAUAAAUGGGAGGAUAUCCACGUGACUACAGGUGCUCUGAAGAUGUUUUUCCGGGAGCUUCCAGAGCCUCUGUUCACUUACGCAUCCUUUAAUGACUUUGUCGAAGCCAUCAAACACUCCGAUUACAAGCAGCGAGUCCAAUCCAUAAAAGACUUGAUCAAACAGUUGCCAAAACCCAGUCAGGAAACAAUGAAAGUGUUAUUCAAACACCUGAAAAGAGUGAUAGAUCAUGGCGAGGUGAACAGGAUGACUACCCAGAGCGUGGCUAUCGUGUUCGGCCCAACCCUGCUGCGGCCGGAGAUCGAGACGGGCAAUAUGGCGGUUCAUAUGGUCUAUCAGAACCAGAUUGUAGAACUCAUCCUUCUAGAGUAUGAGAACAUUUUUGGCAGGUAGAACAUCUCUAAGUGAGAAUCGAUACAGAGAACACAAUGCCAGAAGUUUAAUAUCUCAUAUCCAUCACACAAAAACACACCACCACUGUGGGCCAAGCUUAAUAGAGUAUAUAAACAAAGUGAGUGGACUUACUGUGACAUAUGACUGGAUACACGCGAAGAAAAUUAAUACAGAAAGGUUCUUUAUGCACUUAAUAUUUUUUGAACUUUUGAGGAUUUUUCCAUUUGGAUCGUCAUUCCGUGGCUUAGAAUAAUCUUGAUGGAUUUUUGGACAAUUAUGGAUGGUCAUUAGUCUCCAUUAUGCACUUUUUUUUUUUUUUUUUGAGGAAUGGGAAUAUUUUCCUAAGUUGAACACUGGAAUGGACUUUAUCUUGGCCAGUAUUGACGACUAGAAUGAAAACUGACUGAGCGGACACUUUCAAGUCUCACCAGAUUGAGUUCUUUGCAGUGAAAUGUUUAAAAGUAAAACUGAUUUUGGGGUUUGAUUUAUUCAGACACGUAACUGACUUGUAUCUGGGCUCUCGAGGGCUCAGAGUUUUUGUUUUCUUCAUUUUUUCCUGUGGAAUAAGCUGAAAGUGCACUGUAUUAGGAGACAGUAUUAUUUGAGAAUGACUACUGACCUGCGGAUAAUGGGGUCGAUUGAAUUGGACAAUGAUUAAUAGUCAGUAUUAGGACAGGAACCCUGUUUCAAAUUGGAUAGACUCUGAAAAAUAUUUUUUUUGUUUUCUCCAUAUCCACCCAUGUUUGCCCUCCAUCCACACCUCACAAAAAGUUUACUGGAAAGGCUGUGCGCCUUUUCCUUUAGGACUUCAUGCUACUGGAUAACAGACAUGUUCAUCAAUGGAGAAACUUCCUUUUAAUGAGAUAUGACCCUCCCUUUAAUGAAAUAUCAGGACUUCCACGUGCUUGAGGUCAAAACUGUGUUGUUUCCUUAAAAUAAAUGGACUGUGUUUUGCUGAAUUGUGUAACAGUAUGCAGAGAACCAGAUUGUUUUCCAGAUGUGAACCCAAUGUGUUGUGUUGUUUAAAAGCAAGAGCUCUCAAGAAGAGUCACAGAUCUCGUCUCUCGCCCUUGUAUCUCUCGAGGCUGACUGGAAAAAGAAAGGUGAGCUGCUUAGAUCGACAUUUAGGCCUUACACGGUUUCAGAUCAAUACAGAAUAUUCAUCUCCUGUUUCCUGCUCUGCCCCUCGAUGGAAAGGAGCUUGAUAACAAAUUGACAGGAUGGUACUGGAAAUAGUACUGCAGUUGUUAACUGAAGGUACGCAUGGUAAACGCUAUCUCCGUCUCAUUUUUAACAAAAUAAAAAAAAAAACAUGUACAGAUUACUUCAACAAAAACUUGAACCUGUUGUA
Molecule: messenger RNA, 4167 nt
Organism: Sinocyclocheilus rhinocerous
Lineage: Eukaryota; Metazoa; Chordata; Actinopteri; Cypriniformes; Cyprinidae
Gene: arhgap12b
Product: Rho GTPase activating protein 12b
Exons: 18
Coding region: 291-2816 (841 amino acids)
Biological process (GO): regulation of GTPase activity; signal transduction
Cellular component (GO): cytoplasm
Molecular function (GO): protein binding
Source: RefSeq, a predicted model, not a curated record